Lasiodiplodia theobromae is the source of this 1878-nucleotide messenger RNA. Its product is annotated as Zn 2cys6 transcription factor. NCBI's taxonomy places the organism in Eukaryota, Fungi, Ascomycota, Dothideomycetes, Botryosphaeriales, Botryosphaeriaceae. The coding region runs from base 1 to 1878 and encodes 625 amino acids. Gene Ontology annotation, biological process: regulation of DNA-templated transcription. The record is from RefSeq and is a predicted model, not a curated record. Gene Ontology annotation, cellular component: nucleus. Gene Ontology annotation, molecular function: transcription cis-regulatory region binding; zinc ion binding; DNA-binding transcription factor activity, RNA polymerase II-specific. The transcript is spliced from 3 exons.
AUGGACCACCACGCCGGCGGCAGCCCGCAACAAGUGGAAACGGUGCGCACCUGCCAGAACUGCGCGCACGCUAAGAUCCGCUGCCUGCGCAGUCAGCCCGCCGGCGCGUGCGACCGCUGCCGCCGCCUGCGCAAGGACUGCGUCUUCCGCCCCGCCCGCCGCCGCUUUGGCGGUGGUGGUGGCGGUAGUGGCGGUGGUAGUGCUCACCAUCCUGCUCCACCGCUGCUGGGGUCCGCCGCUACUACCACUACUACCACUAUCGCUUCGAUAGGAGAUGGUUUCGGGAAUGGCGCUGCUGCUGCUGCCGUAGCCAAUGAGGGCUCUCAGCAGCAACAGCAGCACCAGCUCGCCUCCAUCGAAGCGAAGCUCGACCGCUUGCUGAGCUUGCAUCAUGGCGGCAAUGGUAGUACCGGGCAGGCGUCAGCAACGAGCUUCUACAACGCACCGCGGCCGCCGUCCUCGUCUUCCCCGGCGUCGUCGUACAACCCUCCCACCGUCCCGGCUUCCUGUUCCUCCUCCACCACCGCCGUUCAUCCUCCUCUAGAAGCCAGGAGCAACAGCGUUGCCGGCGCUAGUACUCACAGCGCCAGUGGAGACAUCAUCGACGACGGCAUUCUCUCACUAAAGCAAGCGCAGCACUGCAUCCAGCUGUACCGCACCGCGCUGACGCCGCACUUCCCGUUCGUGGUGCUCGAUGAUGCUGACGGCGAUGAUGAUGACGACGCCGUGAUGCAGCGGCUGCGCAGGGAAAGGCCGUUCCUGUUCCUGGCGGUGGUCACGGCCGCGAGCUUCGAGGACGUGGGCGUGCAGCGGGAGUGCGGGCGGCGGUUAAGGGAGGUGGUGGGCGAGAGGGUGGCGGGGAGGGGUGGCGGCCGCGGGAGGAGGAACGCGGGGGUGGAUGUGGAUUUUUUGAUGGGGUUGUUGGUUGGGUUGGCUUGCGUUGCGUCUCUCCUGCAAAGGACCAACACUUUUCCAUGCACUGCCUACAUCGAAGACUGCUGUAGGUCUUUAAGUGCGGAUCCCGAGUACCCUACCGAUAAAUAUCUGCAUGCCAUAAUACGUCUGCAGCGGGCUAUAGAGGAAGUCGACAUGCCUCUCAUGGCUGGGUUUUCUACCACCGAGCAAGCAGAAGAUUUGGCUGGAGUGGUUCCACGGACAAGUCCGAACUCUAUCAAGGCGCAGAUGCCCUUUGACUUGAAAGAAAAUGAACUAGUGUAUAUGCUGUUUCAUACCGCCGAGCUGAACGCGGUGCAUUUGCGGCUGUUCUUCUCUGGCAUCCAUCAAGGCACUUCCUUGGACGUGAGCGAUUUGAACAGAGGUUUCAGGGCAGCAGGCUCGCUGCUAGGCUUUUACUUGUCGCUCCCGUCUCGCCGAGACCUGACUUUCAAUAAUUCCGAGUGGCUGCAGCUUAGCCUCGCACUGACGGUAUCCGCGAAACUGAUCUUCGCCGCCUCGCACCCAUCCCUCGGGACGGCUGGGAAAGUGCAAGCUUCUCUCGACCUGAAAGGUCUGCUCUCUCAGAUUGUACUGAGGCUCAGCACCCUGGAGCACUGCUGGGACGUAGACAGUGCGAAUAAUCACCCGUCCAUCUUUAAAGACUUCACGCGACGCGUACAGCGGCUGCAGAAGUGGUUCGACGAUCGAUACGCGCGCGUGCAAGGUGCCGCCGCCACGCAAGCGGCGCUGGAUCCGUCUGCUUCCGGACCACCAGGGGAGCUGAUGGACUUGCCGCAGCUUUCAGGGAGCGAAUUGUUGCUGCCUGAUCUGCUGGCUUUCGACGGGUUGGCGACGCUGGAUCAGCAAUUGGCGGCGUUCUUCCCGGACAUGCAGAUGGGCGACGCCAUGGGCGAUUGGCCAAUGUAUCCGGGCGGCUUGUGA